This is a messenger RNA of Salvia miltiorrhiza (redroot sage), 1463 nucleotides long. Its product is annotated as pre-mRNA-processing protein 40A-like. Lineage: Eukaryota; Viridiplantae; Streptophyta; Magnoliopsida; Lamiales; Lamiaceae. The record is from RefSeq and is a predicted model, not a curated record. The transcript has 5 exons. The coding region runs from base 564 to 980 and encodes 138 amino acids.
UCUCUCUAGUUCGCCUCCCCCCAAAUCCGAGUCCGCCGCGCCUUCCCCGAGUCCGCCGCGCCGCGCCCCCCAUCUACCGCGCCUUCAUCCAGCUCCCCCAGUCCAUCGCGCCCUCGGUCUGCCUCCGUCUGCCCCAAAAUCAGCGUAUAAUUCCCCACCCAACCAAACCCUAACACUCUCUUUCUCUCUUGUCCGCCACUCCACUACUCCAGUCUGUCGUGCCCUGGUCUUCUGAGCCUCCGUCUGCUUUCCCCAAGUCUGCCGUACCUCCGGUCUGCCUCCGUUCACGCCUCCUUUGUGAGCCUCCGUCCACCCUGCCAGCAAUCUCUGCCUCGCUCCACCUCGGUCGGCCUCGCUCUGACUUGCACCGCCUGCUCCUGGAAUAUUGACGCCAAAUCCUAGAUUUGUGGCCAUGGCUUCUCUUGCUUGACUUUUAAUCCCGCUAUGUCAUUUCUCUUCUCUAAUAUUGUUCUUCUAAUUUUUAUAUGUUAUAAAUUUGCAAAUUUGGGAUUAAUUCAUGGAUUUUCAUAUUUGGGAUUUGUGGUUUUCAAACCCUAGCUGUGAUGAAGAGAAGAAACGGGUCAGAAAGAUGGGCUAGGGUUUUCCAGACUCCAGUUUUCGCGCGCCUCCACGAUCUGCCGCGCCGCUUCCUUUUCAGACCGCCGUCCGUCUGUCCACUGGCAACUCACGCACACCGCACACACACGAUAACAGUUGCUUCAACGUGGACAUUUGAAGACUUUAAGUCCUCUUUUGGAGAUGACACUGUUUUGUCCUCCAUAUCUGACAUAAAUUUGCAGCUAGUAUUCAAAGAUCUUAUUGAUCGUGCUAAAGAGAAAGAAGAGAAAGAGGUUAAAAAGCGUAAACGUCUAGCCAAAGAUUUCACUGAAAAAUUGAGCACCAUUAAGGAAUUAAAUGUGCUAUCUUCGUGGGAGGAAUGCAAACCACUUAUUGAGGAAAGCUCAGAGUACAGUCUCUAGAGAUGAUGGCAAAUACCUGUCACCUGAUGCUGAUAGAAGAGUACGUAACCUCUAUAGACUUCACAGGUCAGAUGAUGAGAUUUUCUACCAUUCCCAGUUUUAUAGUGAGAAAAAUUUCAAUUUACUCAACUCAUUUGGUUAGAUAAAAGUAUUUCUUGGAUUUCACUUCAACCUUUAUAACUUGCGACUUGAGUGAAAAGUGCGAGAUGUUUACUUUCCAUUCUUAAAGGUUGAACAAUGUUUACUUUCAUAAAUUAUUUCUGUAAAUGCCCAAGUUGAUUUUUUGAAAAUCUAUGAAUUAUCAUGAUAGAAUGUGUUAUAUGGUUUUGUCGCAAAGGUUAUAUGAAUUAUCAUGAUAGAAUGUGUUAUAUGGUUUUGUCUGCGUUACCUUUUUUUUUUUUUUAAUUUGUUGUACUUUGUAAUGUUCUUGAUUGAAGGUGGACUUGACCAUUGAGCUCUUGGAGCUACUCUUUUAUUCCACAU